Molecule: messenger RNA, 3174 nt
Organism: Aspergillus homomorphus CBS 101889
Lineage: Eukaryota; Fungi; Ascomycota; Eurotiomycetes; Eurotiales; Aspergillaceae
Product: RmlC-like cupin
Exons: 12
Coding region: 1-3174 (1057 amino acids)
Biological process (GO): DNA-templated transcription; positive regulation of transcription from RNA polymerase II promoter by galactose
Cellular component (GO): nucleus
Molecular function (GO): DNA-binding transcription factor activity, RNA polymerase II-specific; RNA polymerase II cis-regulatory region sequence-specific DNA binding; zinc ion binding
Source: RefSeq, a predicted model, not a curated record
AUGUCCUUAACGUGGACCAAUGAGCCUCCCAAGGGAAGGGUUCCCUAUGCGAUUCCCCAACUGGAAGGCGAACGUAUCACCAUUCCCGGCAGCAAGGGCUCCUUUCGCAUCCUGGCUUCGUCGUUGCAGACCAAUGGCUUGAUGUCGGUCUUCCAGAGCGGUGCCGUCCUCUCCGAUGCUCCCGGAUUCCACUACCACAACCAUGCCCACGACGUCUUCUUGGUAACCAAGGGUUUCUUGAAGCUAUGGAACGGCGACAAAUGUCGCAUCAUGGGGCCCGGAGAUUUCGCAUAUGUGCCUCCUACCGUGAUCCAUAACCCUGAGAUGAUGGGCCCACACACCGAGACUUACGGAGUCGUCACUCCCGGCGACUGGGUCGAUUUCUUUCGAUAUGUUUCCGAGCCCUACGAUGGCGUGUUGGUGCCGGAAAAUGACAACCGCGAUCUCAAGUCUAUCCUGAUCCCGAAGGUGAUGGCUGCCAAGGAACAAUUUGAUGUGGUAUUCCAGCCUCACUACCAACCUCCGGAGCUGGGAGAAUGGACGAAAGACGAGGAGGUGCUGCCUGAAGGCCCGCAGGGUUACUUUCUUCGGGCCAACACGGGCCCAAAGUGGAUCUUUGGGGGAGUCAUGUCCCGGCCAUUUGUGACCACCACCCAGAGCAGCGGCGUCUGCGCCAUCUCCAGUAUUGAGUCGUCCAAGGUCUACAGUGAUACCAUCUUGUCUAAGUACAUGACCUUCAAGUCUGUGGACCACUGCUUGUGUGUCCAGGAGGGCACGCUGAUCGUCAGCCUGGAGGGUCAGUCUGACACUGAGUUCCGCGAGGGUGAAACUGCCGUGAUUCCUGCUGGACAGGCUUUCGCGCUGAAGUUCGCCAGUCGCUUUGUGCGCGUCUGGUCCUUUACGGAUGGCGACGGAAUCGAGACUUUGAUCCAACGGGUAGGCCAGAAAUAUGAGGGCGCUGUCCUCCCAGACGAGGCGCGCGAAUGGGAUGCGGCCGAUGUCAAGUCAGUGGCGGCUGAAUUGAAUGCUCGCCCAUCUCCCGCACCGCAGGCUCCCGGGGAUUAUCAUCUCCCUCUGCCCCGGGCUAAGCGGCCCCGCGCAGCCCAAGCCUGCGACAGGUGUAGAUCUAAGAAGUACAAAUGCGACGAACAGUACCCUUGCUCUCACUGCAAGACUACCGACAGAGGGAGAGCAGCCGAUCUGCCAGAUCUAGAGCGGAAGGUGGACGAGCUCACAGCCAAGCUCCGCUUGGUCGAGUCGGAAACUACCUCGCAGCCGCCGUCUCAAAGGGUCCAAAUAGCGACAACGACGACGACUUUCGCAAGCCCUGGGGCCCAGCCCGUGCCUCAAGCUGCCAUCGACGCGACGCCCGUGUCCCUGCCACGCAACGAGUCUACUCCGCGGGAAGACGCCCCUGCACUCUACGAUCACCAUGACGAGGCCGGCGACUCGGUCGAAGAUGAAAUCAGCGAACUGAACCACCACACCAACGGCAUCGAGUUCCAUGGUAGCACCUCAUCCGCUGCCUUGCUCGGACACCUGCAGAAGGCGCGGGAGCCACAGCGACGCCACGAGGAGCGUCACCUGCAGCAGCAGCAUACCCGCGGCGCAGAAAAGCCCGGGUACUCGAUCGUGUCGACGCUGCACAAUUCGAGCUUUUCACCCUCGUGUUCGGCGGGCCCGGCACAGCAGCCGGUGAUGCAGGAACAGAACUACUACUUCGAGCAGGCUCACGCGUUCAUCAACGGGUACUUUGAGAAUAUCCACUUCAUUCAUCCGCUGAUCGACAAGGAAGAUUUCUUGCAGCGCGCUCAUCACCUGUGGUUCAAUCGGAGUGUGCAGCCGGAGCCAAGCUUUGUGGCUCUGUAUUUGAGUAUUCUUUCCUUUGGGGCCUUGGUGAGGGUCUGGGAUGAGGAGAGGCUCGGGGGCUUGACCAGGUUCGAGUGGAGUAGGAAGCUCUUCGGUGAGGCUCAGAUGUAUCUGAACUAUCUGAAUUUCUCGAAUACGCUCGACACGGUGCAGUGCUUGUAUCUCAUGGCUAAAAUUUGUCAAAAUGAACUUAACCCGAACAUGGCCUACAUGUACUUAGGGCUUGCUAUACGUACGUGCUUGGCUGCUGGAUUUAACAGGGAAGUACGGAGCACAGACGAUCAUCGCGCAGGGUGGAUCUCAAAGACCUGGUGGGGACUCUUCUCUUUAGAAAUUGAGAUGAGCUUCUCAGUCGGCCGUCCGGACACAUUGGGAAUGGACGAAUACCACAAUCGAGCAUUGCCCGAAAGAGACGACUCUGAAUACGCCAUUAUUCCCUGGAUGGUUGACUUUGCCCAGAUCAUCCGCAGAGUCUCCGUGCAGAUCUACCAUUCACGGAUCACAUUGCAGGAAAAGCUACAUAUAGCUCUCCAGAUAGAGACUGACCUCGACCGCUGGAUGGCGCGGUUACCGGAUCGAAUCAAGCCCGACAUGUUGGAGCGAGCAACGGGGGGUGCCUUGAGAGACCCGAAGUGGGCACGCCGACAACGCCUGGUCUUGGGAAUACGCUACUUCAAUGUCAAAAUGCUUCUAUUCCGCCCCUUCCUUAGUCACUUUACCCGCAAGCUCCGCCAUCCCCCAAUGGAACUCGAACAAACAAUCGCCAAGUGUCUCGAUGCCGCAAUGAAGACCAUCGAGGUGAUCUACGACAUCUACCGCAUCCAUGAAUUCUUCCGCUGUUGGUGGUAUAACACGACCUAUGUAAUGUUCGCCACCUCCACGCUCCUUCUCCCCAUGUCCAAACUGGGGCCGUGCCCGGAAACCGUCCCGCUGCAACGCUCCGUCGAGAUGGGCGUCGAGAUCCUCGAGGCAAUGGAUGAGUCCAUCGUCGCCCGCAAGUCCGUCGAGAUCAUCAAACACUAUCUUCGAGAAUUUCGGUCCCUGCCGUCUUCCACCUCGUCGCUGUCGCAUCUGCAUCAGCAGCAGAGUCUUGCGUCGUCGACGAGUAGUCACGAUGGCGGCGGCGGUAGCGGUAGCGGUGGGGGUGGGAAUGGGAGUGGUGGGGAGUACACGGAUACGAGUCCGAGUGGGACGGGGUUCGAUAUUCCUGAAUGGGCCUACGGCUUCGGAUUCCCGGAUUGUUCGUUCGAAGGGAUCGCGAGAUUAUUCGAUGAUUUGGGUGGGUUGCCGAUGCUGGACAAUUGA